Cornus florida is the source of this 826-nucleotide messenger RNA. RefSeq names its product mitochondrial ATP-independent inner membrane protease subunit 1a-like. The transcript is spliced from 5 exons. Lineage: Eukaryota; Viridiplantae; Streptophyta; Magnoliopsida; Cornales; Cornaceae. Gene Ontology annotation, cellular component: membrane; mitochondrial inner membrane peptidase complex. The record is from RefSeq and is a predicted model, not a curated record. Gene Ontology annotation, molecular function: serine-type endopeptidase activity. Bases 31 to 582 code for a protein of 183 amino acids.
CAAUCUUUAUAGAGGCAAAAGCUUGAAACAAUGCCACACAGUUGCCUCUGUUUUGUAGAGAGAGAGAGAGAGAUGGGUGUGGGAAAUCUGAAGCAAUGGGCUAACAUAGCCAAAGAAGCAUUGGACCAAACAGUAUUGGUAGCAAAGUUCUUCUGUGGUCUUCACAUCACAAACACCUACCUGUGCACCACUGCUAUGGUAUACGGUCCCAGUAUGCUCCCUACCUUCAAUCUCAUCGGUGAUCUGGUCCUGGCCGAACGAAUCUCGACCCGAUUUGGUAAAGUGGGUGCCGGCGAUGUCGUCCUCAUCCGAUCACCUGAAAACCCUAGAAAAAUUGUCACCAAGCGCGUGACGGCCAUGGAGGGUGAUAGUGUCUCUUACGUUUUGGACCCCAAUUUCGGCGAUAGAUGCGAAACUGUUGUCGUUCCAAAGGGACAUAUUUGGGUUGAAGGAGAUAAUUCAUAUGCUUCCCGCGAUUCCAGAAUAUUUGGAGCUGUUCCUUAUGGUCUUCUUCAAGGCCGAGUCUUUUGGAGAAUAUGGCCACCUGAUGCGUUUGGAUCAGUAGCCCACAGAUUGGAGUGAUUUUUAUCUUCUAAGGCUGCAGACAACCAGAGAGGAGCUAAACAUGUGGAUGCUCGAGCUUUCUCCGCUCUGACUUAAUUUGAGAUGACUCUCAAGCUUGACUUUCUUUAUUUUGGUCUCGUGUUGGGUUUGCCUUUUUCUCACAUGAAUGGAGCGAGUCACAUAAAUUCUCUUUUUCUUUUAUAUUCUGUAUACAUCAAUAUUAUUUAAUCUUUUGAAUUUAUUUUUGAUUAUCUUCAGGUUA